CUGACGGAUCCCCGGCGGAGAGGGCAGCGAGAGCGCGCAUCACCGUCCUCCGCUCGUGAAGACACUGCAGGGGAGCCAGAUGCCCGACUGCGAGACGCUGCCUGUGGAUCCUCAUCCCGAAUGCCAGAGCAGGCGACACAUCUCAUCCCACCGCGCAGAGGAGGAGGAGGAAGAAGAGGAAGAAAUGGAGGAUGGGAUGCCUCACGGAGAACAUUAGUGGGGCGCAGCAGCAAAACGUGAAUGAAUAAUAGUCCCCUUCUCCGUCUGAGACGUGCCAUGGAUGGGAAACUUAACUUAUGUCCACGGAACCGAUCGGGGAAUAGCCUCCUCCUCAAAUAACUGCUGCUGACAGCGACCAGGACGAAUGUCAUAGGAUGAACACUGCUGGUGGGGUGUGUCUGUCUGUGCUGUCCUCCCUCCUGGCCGUGGCUGGGGCCCUGGCUGCUCUGUCUGCCCUCGCUCUAGCUCCUCUCUCUACCCUAGCUGAGGUUGCCUAUGGGGCUGCCGAAAGCAUCCCCAGCACAGGGGCAGAAGGGGGCCCCUCACCCAUCUCCUCACCAUGCUCCAGCCUUGUAGCAGGGGUGCUCUAUGGUUCUUUCUCCCUACGGGAGCUUUUUCCCUUCAGGACACCUGGUUGUUCGUGGUCCUUGGAAAAUCCAGAUCCUACAAAGUACUCCCUCUACCUCCGCUUCACCCGAAACCCUAUCAUCUGCCAAAUGCACCACCCCAUGCUCCUGUCUCUUGACCACCACCUAGUCAAUCAAAGCUGCCCUCUCCAUCUACAAACGGCAACGGCCAGGGAUCAGGAGAUCAUUGAUCUCUGCGGCAGCCCCUUGAACUCAGACAGACCCUACUCCUUCCUGCAGUUUGAUAAAAACUUUGUUCAGUUAUGUCUGACGAGACACCCUGCUGCAGAUGAGCCUCAGGUAACAAAGGAAUUGGUGGAGCAGAGGCUGGUGGAGGUAUUGCUCAUUAACAACGAGAACUCCAGUCAGUUCACCUGCGGCGUGCUCUGUCGUUGGUUUGAGGAGUGUCUGCGGACGGACCCCAAUGGGAACCAGGAGACCUCUGAUGGGGAUGUUUGUGGGAUGACGCAAACGGGCUGCAUUUGUCCUAAUCACAACAUCAUGGCGCCGCCGAUUCCUCUACUUCCGGAGACACCGCACAGUUUCAGCAACGGUUCCCUCGUCCCUGAUGACUGCUGUGUAACCGAACUUCAUUCCAACGAUGCAAUCGCCAUAGCACCGAGAGACGUCAGGCAAGAUCCAUACGAUGACGACCUGAAGGUGAAGACCCAAAGGCCACGAUCAGCUGACCUGCCAGGUGUGUUUCAGGCACAAACAGGUGAUCCAGCGGCAGAGGAGUGGUCGCCGUGGAGUGUGUGUUCUCUGACUUGUGGGCAAGGCUGGCAAGUGAGGACGCGGUCCUGUGUCUCCUCUCCUUAUGGCACGCUUUGCAGUGGUGCUCUGCGGGAAACGCGCAUGUGCAACAACACAGUUUCCUGUCCUGGUGAACCUGGAAUCAUAAGUACAGUGCAUGGGCAAUGGGAGGAGUGGUCGUCAUGGAGUCUGUGCUCUGUUACCUGUGGGCGGGGCUCCAGAACACGCACCAGGAAAUGCAUGGAUGGAGGUGGGGUGAAGCCUUGCGGCCAGCCCGACAUUCAGACCAAACCCUGCAACAUAGCCGUUUGUCCUGUGGAGGGCCAGUGGUUGGAGUGGGGCGCGUGGUCAAAAUGCAGCGUGACCUGCAACACGGGGACCCAGAUGAGGCAAAGGCGCUGCAGUCCCUCGGUGCAUGGCUGGGCUGAGUGUAAGGGGCUUCAUCAGGAGAGCAGGGAAUGCGCCAACCCUUCAUGCAGUGGUGGAGGUAACUGGGGCAGCUGGAACCACUGGAGUCUGUGCAGCAAGACGUGCGACUCUGGGUGGCAGCGGCGCUACAGGAUGUGCGAGGGCAGUGGAGAACAAGGCUAUCCCUGUGAAGGUUCAGGAGAGGAGGUCCGGUCCUGCAACGAGAAGAAGUGCCCCGCGCCUCAUGAGAUAUGCAAAGACGAGCACCUCCUUUCGAUGUCAUGGAAGAGAGCCUCAGCCGGAGAAACUGUCUACAACAAGUGUCCAACAAAUGUUAUCGGAUCUGCUAGUCGUCGAUGUAUGCUGGACAAUAACGGAGUUGCUUUCUGGGGUCCUCCGAGCUUCGCCAGAUGCGUCUCCCUUGAGUAUAGACAAUUGCAUUUAGCUUUGCUAGAGCAUCUUGCGAAGGGUCAGAGGACCCUGGCCGGGGAGGGGAUGUCUCAGAUCGUACGGAGUCUCCUGGAACUUUUGCAGAGGAGGAGCUACUACAGUGGCGACCUUCUCUUCUCCACGGAGAUCCUGCGAAAUGUGACGGACACCUUCAAAAGAGCAACCUACAUCCCAGCUUCCGACGACGUGCAGAAAUUCUUCCAGAUUGUCAGCCACAUGUUGGACUUGGAAAAUCUGGAGAAGUGGGAGGACGCACAUCAGGUCGCGCCCGGUGCUGCUUUGCUGAUGAGAAUAUUAGAAGAUUUUAUUCAUUUCAUUGGAGAAGCACAGAAGCCUUUUCAGAGUUUCCUGACAGUCACUAACAAUCUCAUGAUAACCAUACAAAGAGAGCCAGUGUCGGCAGUUUCAAGUGACAUCAACUUUCCCAUGAAGGGACGGAGAGGGAUGAAGGACUGGGCCAGAACAGCGGAGGAUAAGCUCUACAUCCCUAAAGAAGUCUUUACCAUUCCUGCUGAGGAGCCUGGGACCGAAUCAGAAACCACAAUGUAUUAUGUCAUUGGAGCCAUUUUGUACAGAACCCUUGGCAUCAUCUUACCUGGACCAAACCCUCCCGCGGUGAUCAACUCCAAGAUCCUGACGGUGACGGUGCGACCUGAACCUCAGCCGAGUGAGCCCAUGGUUGUGGUGGAGCUGUCACCGCUUUUAAAUGGUACAUCAGAUCCUCAGUGCGUUGUCUGGAACUAUGGCAACACGGAAGCUGGCACAGAAAACUGGGGCACAGAAGGCUGCCAAACGCUAGCAUCAAACACUGUCCACACCAAAUGCCUCUGCAGCAGGAUAUCCACCUACGCCGUGUUAGCGCAGCAAGCUAAAGACCCGGACAUGGGUCCUACCAGCAUGCCCUCAGUGCCCCUUAUGGUGGGCUGUGGAGUGUCCUGCACUGCUCUCCUCAUCCUGCUGCUCAUCUAUGCUGCCUUUUGGAGGUACAUCCGGUCAGAGAGAUCGAUCAUCUUGGUCAACUUCUGCUUCUCCAUCCUGGCCUCCAAUUUACUGAUUCUGCUUGGACAAUCUCAAACACUCAACAAGGGGCUGUGUACUGUGACUGCUGCUUUCCUGCAUUUCUUCUUCUUGGCGUCCUUCUGCUGGGUGCUGACUGAGGCAUGGCAGUCCUACCUGGCUGUCAUUGGCAAGACAAGGUCACGCAUCAUUCGCAAGCGUUUUCUGUGCCUCGGCUGGGGUCUUCCAGCCCUUGUUGUUGCAGUGUCGGUGGGUUUCACCAGAGCAAGAGGUUAUGGCACCGCCAGCUAUUGCUGGUUGUCUUUGGAGGGCGGCCUGCUUUAUGCCUUCGUUGGUCCUGCUGCUGUCAUUGUACUGGUAAACAUGCUCAUUGGGAUUGUGGUGUUCAACAAGCUCAUGUCUCGAGACGGCAUCUCAGACAAGUCUAAAAAGCAGCGAGCAGGUGUCCCGGCGGAGGCGGGGAGCCGACUGCUCCUGAAAUGCUCCAAGUGUGGCGUGAUCUCAAGUACCGCUAUGUCCAGCUCGACGGCCAGCAGCGCCAUGGCGUCCCUGUGGAGCUCCUGUGUGGUUCUUCCUCUGUUAGCAUUGACCUGGAUGUCAGCCGUGCUGGCCAUAACUGAUCGGCGCUCCACACUCUUCCAGGUCCUCUUCGCCGUUUUUGACUCUGUCCAAGGCUUUGUCAUCAUCACUGUCCAUUGUGCUAUGCGCCGAGAGGUGCAAGACGCUGUGCGUUGUCGAAUGGGGGGAUGUAAAGAUGACAGCGAAAACUCCCCUGACUCCUGCAAGAACGGACAGGUGCAGAUCAUGAAGGGCUCUUGUGGACAACAGCACAGCUCUCGUCAGAGCACACCCCUGUGUUUGUCUGGCUGUCACCCGCAGCUGCCGACACCGACGUGCCACCACACAAGCCAGCAAGCCUGUUACCAUGAUCUGCCUAACAGCAGCCGCAACUGUGUGCUGAACCACGGCCACACACAUGAGCACACCCCAUUGCUCAACAAUACCCACAACCACACCCCCAAUCACAUCAACAGUCGAUCAACGGAUUUCGAGAAGGACGUGGACUUGGCUUGUCAGACAGAGCGAGGACACCCAUUCAUUUUCAAAGAGGUCAACACCUGUAACCCAGCCACCAUCACUGGAACCCUGUCACGAAUCUCCCUGGAUGAUGAGGAUGAUCCAAAGCUCGCAGCACAUCAGGAAGGGGGAGUAGGGGUCAAUUUCAGUUCUCUUCCUGGAAACAUCCCGCCUCCGAACCUCAUUGUACAGGUUCCAACAUUAGGACUUAAUGAGCUCAGUGAGACACCUCUUAAGAAGGAGGUAAACUUGGACCAGCAGAGACAGCAGGGGCAGCCACGCACCACCGCUCCAAUCUACUUGUGCACCGAGAGCGGCCUGGGUUGGGCCCGGCCGCCCGCGUCCUCCAACAAUUCCCAGGACGGAAGCGCAGGGAGUGGAGGAAGCGGCGGGGGUGGAAGUGGCGGAGGAGGGGAAGGAGACUACAUGGUCUUGCCUCGUAGGACGGUCAGUCUCAAACCUCCCGCGCCCUCUUCGCAGGGAGGAGGCCUGGGACUUGGCGGCGAGGACAAGCCCCUCAAUAUCGCGGUGGAGGAUCCUCCCUUCCCCCCUCCUCCCUCUCCGCUGACCCUCCACCCAGCGGAGAGUGAGGCCUAUCCAGCAGAUUUUGUGCCGUCCAACGUCGGUGACAUGAAUAUCACCAUGAACCUAAACCGCUCCUACGGGACUAUCAAAACCGUGCCCCAUGGGCAUGGCCACUUGAUGGGCCAAGGUGGGCAUGUGCACUCCCACGGAGGACACAUGCACUCCCACGCGCAUUCACUCCACCUAAAGCCAGGCCAGAGGCCAUCAGUCAGACAGAUUCUGACAGGGGGAACCACAGUGGAGAGAACCCGCACCCUCCCACGCAACCUAGGCAGCACCAAUGCCAACACCAGCCUCUCAGCGGGAUCCCUGGAGAGGAAGAGAGUACGGUACUCUGAGCUGGACUUUGAGAAAGUGAUGCACACUCGCAAAAGACAUUCUGAGCUGUACCAUGAGCUCAACCACUCGUCCAAGUUCCACACCAUAGACAGGUAUAACAGGGACCCAGCCAUGUCCACAUUCAAGGACAAGUCCAACCCCGAGGACCAAAGCUCCUGGGACAGCUUCAAGACCAUGACCCCCGAGCUGUCUAUCGUGCCUGGGGAGCAGAAAGACCGUCUGGAAUUGCACAAUAAGAACUGGGACUCGUCCUCAGCGAACACACCGGACUCGUCCGAGGGAGACUUCCAGACUGAAGUCUGAAGAAGACAUGCGAGACAUCCAUGCUCACCUUAAUCACAGACCUGAGAUAAUGUUGAGAUACAGACACGCACACGCAUACACACACGCAGACACAGGACUCCCGAAAAGAUUUACAUAGGUACGAUCUCCUGCAAAGGAUCUCAGAUAUUCUGCUCCCUGCCUCAUGCAAUGUGCUUUGUUGGAUCCCAUACUGUAUUUGUUUACAGCUGAAGAGGACGUACAUUCAAAAGGAAGACUGUUCUUCGCUCUAUUUUCGCAAAGACUAUCGGUGGGGGUGGGGGUGGGGGGGACAGAACAGGGGCUGGAAAGAUCUGUGACUAAAGACGAUUUUUAAAAGAACUCAAAAAGGAUGAAAAACAUAAUUUCUGAGAAAAAAAAAAGGUCUUGAUUUUAUUCUGAAGAUAAAAGAAAAUGUCUUACAAGUGUUUGAUGACUUAGGGAGGGUGGUUUGGGGUGGGAGAGAAAAAUAAGAAUAUUUCUGCACUCUUAUUCUUUUUUUUUAUAUAUAUAUAUAUUGCAAGGGGGGAUAUUUCACCUUAGUCCCUCCCCCCAAGGCAAUUUACGUUUAUUAUUUUUUUCUUAUUCUUUCAAAUGGAAGAUGAAAGUAUUCAGUCACUCUGUCUAUCCUAUGUGUUUGCUUUCUUUUUGUCACAGCAAGAGUGGAUAGGGAAUGAGGGGGCAGAGAUGGAGCUGCUCACUGAUUAUGUGCCAUUCUCUUUACAUGUCUUCAGGUUCUGGUUCUUCUAGUCUCACUUUUUUUUUUUCUCCCGUCACAUCCUCUCCCUUAACGUUCCGAUCUUUAAUUUUGCGUCUUUUCUAUUGUUCACUGAAAUAAUACGUCAUUCCCCUUAGUCCGGGCACGAAAAAAAAAAACCCCAACUGAAACAAAUGACAACCAGUUGAUUUUUAGUUUCAUGUUUUAUUAAUUUAUGCUUCAUCUGCUCAAGCUGCUUAGUGUGUUUCUUUUUUUCUUUUUUUUUUGGUUUCCAUGUAUGAAGUGAUUCAAAAGUCACAUAAAACUUUAAAUGCCUUCUUACGACAGAGCACAUGAAUAUGAGGCUACAUUUCAAGAGUGUCUGGAAGACAAAAAAAAAAAAAGGACACAGUGGUCUUAAAGAUUGUAGCAUCUUCUUUGUUCCUUCCAAAGUUUAAAAGUUGCAUGGUUUGAUGGGUUGUGAGUGGCUCUUGGUCAGUUGCCCCUUUGCCAUUUUAUCUACCUUCCGUACCAAUGCAUUUCUGUUUUAUCCCUUUCUAUUUCCAUAUGAGCAAACCAUUCCUUACCAAUGUAUUCUGCCAUGGCAUUUCUUUUAUUUUUUAUAGUGAAGUAUUUUCAUGAAUUAUGUAAAUGAAUGUUUAUUCAAUCAACAAAAAAAACAUCCUUUAUAAUUUUAUCUAACUAUAUAUUGUCCUGAAAAUUAUUACACUGUAUUUCCAUAAAAAAAACAAAAAAAACAAUCCAUAAUUAAUGUUGUUCUGACCUUUGUUAUGUUUCGGACAGUUGAUUCCUAAAAUGACUAUUUUAAAGUUUAAGCUAAAUUAACUCUAAAGUGAGCUGGUAGUCAUUAGUUACCGGAGUCACUGCACCACGUUUCCGUAUGGUGGCCACUUCAUAGAUUACAGACACUAACGAGAAAUCGUUGGUUGUUGUAGCAGAGACAACACAUCUGAAUGGACGCAUGGUCGUCGUAACACCUGUCGCGGUACAAGGUAAAAUUUUCUACCUGGAAAAACUCAGGUUAACUGCAGAAUGGCAAAGGGUCAAAUUGACCAGCAACUGUCAUGAGUCACUCUGAUGCCAGAUUACAAAUUUGCCAUGGGUGAGACUUUAGCUAACGUGGGUGCCGUUUAGUUAGAAUGCCUCUUCUUACAAAGUUACAAACACAUAUUUGCAUCCCUAUAGAUUUUUCUCCUUUUAUUAGCUUUUUUAUGUCACACUUAAACGUUUCAGAUUCAUGCAACACAUUUUAAAAAUCAAAGAUUCUGACAUUUGAUAAAAUGCUGUUCUCAAAGUGUCCAGUCCAAAUGGGACCCAUGAUAGCUAAAGUCCGGUAUUUGGUCUUUUUUUUUUAAAUUAUUGCUAUUUUUUCUUUCCAAGAUACUAAAGAAAAUUUUGAUAGCUUCGUCAGUUGAAAGUGAGUGAGACAAUUGGGAAAACAAAAACAAGGACAAAACGGUAAAAAAGAUUGUAGCAUCCUCUUUGUUCCGUCUCCCGGUUUGAAGGUUGCCUGGUUGGAUCCAUCAUGAGUCACUGCGACACCAGAAACAAGAACAAAAAGAUGGCUGAUGGGGUCCAUGUUGACUAAACACACAUUAGCAGCCAAUAUUCUGUUUCCAAGUUUUAGUAAUAAUUUGAUAAACAAGAAAUUGCCUUUUGCUGAAGAGCCUAAAAAACCCCUCGCUUUUGCUUUAGCGUGCUAUCUCUACCUCUUUCAUAUUGCCUGCUCCGAACUCAGAAACAUGAAAUCUUAAUGCUAGAAGCAGCAAGGCCAAAUGUAUAAUUCCUCGUUUCCAUGGAUCCCAAACUGUGUGUUUAUAUCUCUGGGCGAGCACAGCCACUGCAAAAAAAAAAAAAAAAAAGAGAGCACAAAAUGGACAUUUCAGAACGAAGGGGAGCUAAAAAAUUACGGUUCCUUUAAACACCCUCGCUGCAGUUGUUACAACAGGCGACAGCAGUUUCCCCGUUAUUGCUACAUUAGUUCGUGAGAGAAAGUGUCCGAGUCGGGGGUGAUGAUUCCUCUGUCGACGUUCACAGCGGCAGUUGUUGUUGUAAAAGUUUGGAGGAAGAACUGAUUUGUAAUUUAUGAAAAAGCUUGAAGAAAGUGCAAGGGCGGUGCAGAUUCCAAGAUGGAUUUCAAAAAUAACACUGUUAAAAAGAGGCUCGAAACAGGCAGAGAUGAAGACGAAGGGGAGUGCUCAAAACAGUAAUUAUCUGGGGAAGACGAUUUGUCCUGACAUUUUCCAAUGCAGCCCUCGAACCAUCUGUUUAAGGUUCCCUAAUGUGGCGGUACAGCAGCGUGGCGCAGAUGGCGAGACAAGAGUGGCGCCCUUCUAACCUUUCAAGCUAAUCAGCUGAUAGGCAAACCUACAGCUCCACCUCUCUCAGAGGAGGAAGGCAGGUUUGAUCCCAGGUUGCCAAGGUAAGGUCACUUUCACCUGACCUCCUGCAAGGCUCAGGAACCAGAUCCACCGAACAAAGCGUCCGUCUGGCAGCUUCGUGGCCUCACCCUGUAGCUGUUACUCCACGGCGUUUCUCCAUUUUUCUUCCAUCUCUCAAACUGAUCUAAUUAAAAAAGAAAAGGGGGGAAGGAUAUAAAGUCUUGUUCCCAUGGUAAUGCAAUUUACAGGAAGGAAGACGCAAUCAGGUUUGCUUUCAACAGUGUAAAUGAUUUCCUUUCCAUCAGUCAUAUCUUUCAUCUUGUAGUAUAUGGGGAACUCUAGGCUCAAUGAUGGCUGGUAUUAAGAUUUUAUGGUUCAGAAGAGUAAAACGAGAUAUUGCUUGACCAAUUGAAAAGUCUGUCAUGCAUUCUUCUAUUAAUCUUUUUUGUUUGUUUUUUUUUUAUAUAAUAAAAUGUGCUGUAAUGUUUAUUAUAACACUAGGUGGACACUGUAUGUUAACUUUUAAAGUCACUUUUCCUUUUCUCUAGAAAGCUUUUUUUCCAACUCGACUGUUUUUGGAGAACGAGACGGACAAGAAGGCAGAUUUUCAAACUGGAAUCCAAGUAGAGUUGAUUCAAAAAUCUUCACAGCUCACCUUUCUACCUGUCAUACCUGCAAGCCUUUGAAGCUUCUCCAAACAUCCGACAUUCCAGCUGAUUUUAUUACUGACAAACCCUCACUUUCUCCUUCAUUUUUGUUCUUUUUAUACAUAAGAUUGUACAAAGUAGUCCUCUAAUGUUUUCAUAGUGUCUUUUUUUAUAUGAAAAUAAAUUUUCAAACUGA
Molecule: messenger RNA, 9497 nt
Organism: Xiphophorus hellerii (green swordtail)
Lineage: Eukaryota; Metazoa; Chordata; Actinopteri; Cyprinodontiformes; Poeciliidae
Gene: adgrb2
Product: adhesion G protein-coupled receptor B2
Exons: 36
Coding region: 375-5558 (1727 amino acids)
Biological process (GO): G protein-coupled receptor signaling pathway; cell surface receptor signaling pathway; negative regulation of angiogenesis
Cellular component (GO): plasma membrane
Molecular function (GO): G protein-coupled receptor activity
Source: RefSeq, a predicted model, not a curated record